CGACGGAAUACAUACGGAAACGUCUGUCGGUAUUCUGGGAAUCCCUUAGCUUGGCAUCAGAUCGCUCUCAUAUAGGACGCUAGAGGUUGCCAACCGUUCUGUCGGGAUUCCAAGAGAUAAUCCAUCAACCCGAUUGAAUAUUAUUCACCCUCCGCCCUUCAUCACUUAGUCGUGUUCAGACGACAUGGAGGAGAAGCCAUCUUCCCUCGAGCCCUCGCAUACUGAGAAGACGACCGAUGAGACGAGCAACGAAAGCAUCCGCUCAGAUGACGACUUCAACUUUACCUUCGGAAAAUUCCUAGCUAUACUUUCGUUCCAACUAGGGUACUUUGCGGACCUCCUCGUCUUGACUGGCACAUCUGCCGUUCUCUCUGUUAUCAACCGCGAUAUCGGCCCGUCCGCAAGUUACUCCUGGAUCGCUACGUCGCAGAUCGUAGGCGCUGCAGCUCUGGCACCCGUCUGUGGACGUUUCGGCGACAUCUUUGGUCGGCGAAAUAUUCUUUUCGUGGGAAACGUUUUCGGCAUUAUCGGGGCCAUUGUGGCGGCCACGUCGAAAGAUGUCAAUACCAUGAUUGCAGGAGGCACAUUCUUGGGGAUGGCUAAUGCCAUGCAUCAGGUAGCCUGGGCGUGCUUAGGAGAGGUUGUUCCGAAACGCUCUCGAGGAUUUGCCUUUGGCUUCUUCGAGUCUAGCAUUGCAUGUGGAACUGUAAUUGGCCCACUUAUCGGCUGGGGGUUCGUUCAGAACGGGUCAUGGCGACCGCUCUUCUGGCUCACAUUUGCGCUCAACGCUACCGCCUUGAUCUUGGUCUUCUUCUUCUAUCAUCCAAUUAAUCAGUAUAUUCACGAAGAAGGAAAGACAACCAUCGAUCAGCUCAAGGAGACGGACUUCAUCGGAACGUUCUUGUACAUUGCAGGAAUCGUGCUAUUUCUCUGGGGCAUCUCGGUCGGAGGUUCACUCUACGCAUGGAAGUCCGCCGGCGCCUUGGCUCCACUGCUCAUCGGUUUCUUCCUCGUGGUCGCGAUGGGCUUCUACGAAGCGUACGGAAGGAUCCACUGGCCUAUCUUUCCGCCUAUCAUCUUCCGUAACGUUCGUGGCGUCACUGUGAUCCUCGCGGGAGUCUUCAUAUACGGGAUCCUAUUUUACGGAACCGCCGUCAUCUGGCCACAGCAAGUCGUCGCUCUCUACGCAAAGUCCAACAUGCAAAACGGGUGGUAUUCAACCGCGUCUGGCUUCGGAGGCCUCUGCACGAGUCCGAUAUACGGCUGGUCGAUGCGCAAGUUCGGCCAUGUACGGUGGCAGCUCACUUUCAUCAUCGCUGCCCUCUCGCUGCUGUCCGGAUGCCAGGCUACCGUGACGCCAGAGAGUCACGUCGCGUCAACGGCUCUCGUCUUCCUUGUCUACUCCUUCGUUGCCGGCACUUCCAUCCUGACCGCCGCUAUGGUGCAGCUCAACGUCGAGCACGAGUUCAUCGGUGUCGCGACCGGCGUCAUGAUCUGCGUCCGCACCGUUGGAGGCGCCGUCGGCUCCACCAUCUACGUCUCCAUCCUGCAGAACAAACUCACGGACAACAUCCCCAAAGACGUUGGCAUGCCGCUGGCGCUAGGUGGUGUCCCCCCAGCGAAUAUCCCCGCGGUCAUCGAGGCAUUGACGUCUGGCAACGUGGCGAGCCCGGCACUCUCAACAGUGAAGCCUCAGACGCUGAUGCUAGCUGUGGCAGGGCUGAAGCAAGCCUUUGCGAGCUCGUUCAAGAUCGUGUACCUAACCACCAUCGCAUUCGGCGCGGUGGGAGUCGUGAUUGUGGCGUUUGCGUCGGAUGUGGAUCACCUGAUGACGCGGAAGAUUGAGAUUAGGCUCGAGGAGGGCGCGAUCAUUCAUGGGCAUACGGAUACGGGGGCUGGGCACAUUAUUCGGCAUCAAGAGAAGAAAUUAGAGGAGGCUUGAACUGAGAGUAAUAAGAAAGUUUAGACGGUAGUGUUAUAUCUACUAGUUAAUCAUGAAUGAAACAUGCGGGUC
Messenger RNA from Mytilinidion resinicola, 2014 nucleotides. RefSeq names its product trichothecene efflux pump. The transcript is spliced from 7 exons. Gene Ontology annotation, molecular function: transmembrane transporter activity. The record is from RefSeq and is a predicted model, not a curated record. Gene Ontology annotation, biological process: transmembrane transport. Bases 185 to 1942 code for a protein of 585 amino acids. Lineage: Eukaryota; Fungi; Ascomycota; Dothideomycetes; Mytilinidiales; Mytilinidiaceae.